AUGGAAGACGUCCUAUCUCGAGCCUGGGCGCAGGUCAAAUGGGAGGAAGACGUCACCAGCCGUGCCAAGGUGCAACAAAAGCAAGAUCCCAAGAUGACCAGACCAGACCGAACAGAGCGAGACGAGAAACCCUCUCAAAGACCAGCUAGGGACUUUGGGAAUCGAAACCGGGGCAGGGAGUUCCUUUCCGAGAAGGCCAAGAGCCAUCUAAGCAAGAAGACAACGGGUAAGCCCACUGGAGCUGCUCCCGUCUCGCCACCGCGACAGGGCCGAGUGAUCCAUGUCAUCUCGGGCGGUUCGGAAAUCAGCGGCAUAAGCCAUGCAGCCGCGAAGAAAAGCACUUGGAACGCCAAGCACGGCCUAGAGGCAGCUAAGCCAAAACGCCUGCUCCUAGGAACAGACGAGAUAAGUUUCACAGCCAAGGAGCAGGAGAAAGUCCUCACUCCUCACCACGACACCAUGUUUAUCUCGCUCUCUGUAGCGAACUGCCUGGUAAAAAUGAUAAUGGUAGAUAAUGGAAGCUCAGGCAACAUCAUCUUCCAGGCCACAUAUAAGGACCUGGGGCUGGACGAAGGCGGUCUAACUCGAAGGACAACCCCCCUUAUAGGGUUCAGCGGGGAGGUCAAUGAUGUUAAGAGUUUUCGAGACUCUUAA
Molecule: messenger RNA, 654 nt
Organism: Brassica oleracea var. oleracea
Lineage: Eukaryota; Viridiplantae; Streptophyta; Magnoliopsida; Brassicales; Brassicaceae
Exons: 2
Coding region: 1-654 (217 amino acids)
Source: RefSeq, a predicted model, not a curated record